Molecule: messenger RNA, 1999 nt
Organism: Zea mays
Lineage: Eukaryota; Viridiplantae; Streptophyta; Magnoliopsida; Poales; Poaceae
Exons: 4
Coding region: 706-1617 (303 amino acids)
Source: RefSeq, a predicted model, not a curated record
CAGUACCGUCUCACCGCCUACUGGGACCCAACAAUCCGGACCCACAUGUCAGAGACCGAAAUAAACUAGCAUAAGACACACCCCCAAAGCGGCCUCUCGCCGCACCAACAGCCAAUCCGGACCUCUCGCCUCCUCUCUCGCGUUGUCCUCGCCGCGCCCUGCUCCGGUUCCCCAAUCCUUCGCCCCGCCUCCGUUGCCUACCGUCUCCUCCGAGCCAGAUCGAUACAAGCGGAGCCGUGAUCCGGUCAACGCGCGGAGCGUGUUAGCCGGAUUCUCUCGCCGUCGCCUCCCCUCCCCUCCCGCCGCCGUCACCGCCGUUUCUGGUUGCCCGGGAUCAGCCGAGUUGGAUCUCGAGGCGUGAAGCGUUGCGGGCGCCCGGCGAGGAUACGAUGCCUGCGGUGCUCGCCGCAUUCGCUUGCCUCCGACUCCGAGCGGCCGCUGCCAUCGCCUUCGGGGACUCCUCCUUCCUCUGCUCCCAUCGUCUUAAGCAUCAUUUUAGUAGUAAUUUUAGUAUUAGUAAUUGUCUUUGACCUUUACGUUUCCUCCGUCACCCACACCCCCCUCCGGUUUCGUUCUGGUUGUGUUCGAUUCGUGGCUUCUUUGGCUCUGUCGCAGGAUCGAAAGGAGGCAAGGUGUUUUAACGUGGUUAUUACUACCUACAAGAUAACAGAAACUUGUAUUUGUAAUUUGAGAUCAAGCUUGUGGAUGGGCGAACCCUCAGCGGACUUCAGUGCUGAAGAUGUUAGUAGCAUCUCAGAUGAUUUGGCGGUUGAGGAAAUUGGAAUCGCUCUUACAGAAGUGACGACGAUCGAUCUGUUGGCGGUUGACGAAGGGUCAGGUCUGCAUGAAGAUUCUGAUGACGAUUACAUCGAUGAUCCAAUUCUUUCUCUGGAAUCUGAUUCAACUGAUGAUUUAGUGAACGUUGAUUUUAUAUCACCUGCCUUUCCUAUUGGUGGUGUAACAGAAUCAUCAAUUAGCAAUUCAGUUGCUGGGAAUUCUUCAAUUAAUGGCACUCCAAGGUUAGUUUCUGCAAUGAAAGGAACUCGUGCCAAGAAGGGAAUCAAAACAAAGUUGAGCGUUUCAUGGGCCACUGAUGUAUAUGACCCACCUAUUACUUCAGACUCGCACACUGUGAAAGGGCACCGUAAGAGUUCAACUAAGGGUAACUACAAAUACAAGUGUUCCAAGAGCAGCAGUAGCAGUAACCACAGUACCACUGGAAGCAAAAAGGACAAGAAGCAUUCUAGGCACCGUAGCAGCAGUGGGGGUGGCAGCAAAAGGGACAGGAAACAUUCUUACUGCAGUAGUGCUAGCAGCAACAGUAGCAGAGUUGUUACCAACGGUUCUCUAUAUGGUAACACAUGCAGUGGCGGUGGGAUCAGCAGCAGCAGCAGAACUACGACAUGUGUUCCUGAAUCUGCCAAGGUAUCUACAUUGAUGGUAGCUGAAAAUGCGACACCACAAGAGAGAGUUCCUGUAUUGAAGACACCGGAACCAAUCAAAUGUACUACCAGCUACGGCAAAGAGAAGCCAUUUGCCUUGCUGUCGCGCCAGUUUCCCCCUGCAAGAUACAAGGGGAUGUUCUCCUUCUGGAGCCAAAACCAGCUGGCUUCUUGAUAAUCUGCUAUACGGAAAGCUGCUAUACAGAAAGCUCACCUGGAAGUCUUGGUUGCUAAUUAAAUUGCACUGCAUCUGUGAUUGUUUUUUGGUGUCGUUCUCUUCGUUGCCAUGUUUCUUUUGCCUGCGUCUGAAACUUCAGAGAUCACGUUUUCGAAAAUUGCUCAGCGAAGUGCUUGUAUAUUUGAGUUUAUGUUGUUACUAUUUCCUCACCGAAUCGUGUAAUUCGCUUAUCAAUUUCAUCAUGUGUUUUGUAUUAUUCCAUUUGAGAUCAUGCACUAUUAUUUCCACACCUACACUGUAGCAAGGGACUGGUUUAGUCUUCUGUACUUUGGUUAUUAUGUUGGAAUUGCAACGAUUACAGUAAAUGAGAAUGACAUCA